Messenger RNA from Pieris rapae (cabbage white), 1387 nucleotides. RefSeq lists its product as uncharacterized. The transcript is spliced from 7 exons. NCBI's taxonomy places the organism in Eukaryota, Metazoa, Arthropoda, Insecta, Lepidoptera, Pieridae. The record is from RefSeq and is a predicted model, not a curated record. The coding region runs from base 18 to 824 and encodes 268 amino acids.
UCAGUGAGAUAGCGGACAUGGCUGAAACACGCCGUGGUUACAUAUUUGGUGCAUUCCUGUCAGGAGUUUUGUGUGUUCUAUUAAUUGUUGUGGCACUCGCCAGCGAAGGAUGGGUGGUUUCAAGUGCAAGUACUACCGACCAGUACAAAGACAGUACAGUACAAUACGGUCUGUUCCAAGGGGAGUUGGUUCUGAAUCUGCUAGUGACACCUUCAUACAACAAGCUCUAUAUGACAUGUGUAUCUGACGUGAACGCUUGCGCAGUUAGUUGCAAGACCGAGGCCAAAGCAAGAGAAGAAGAAGUACGCGCUCUUUCCAAAGGCUACAGACCGAACCAGGCAUGUGUGUCGGUAACCACUGUCGAUACAAGCAAUCCACUUGAGACCCCACCAGUAAUAGCGUACAGUUUGUACAUAAGUCUGGUCACGUUGUUGAUCGCGCAUGUAGCCGUGGCUUUAUGCGCGGCAGGACUCGCUAUUCUCAAUGCGACCAAGAAUCCUACGGAACCUAUAUUUGGGUUGCCAGGAUGUUUAUGGAGCAAUGUGGCAGCGGCUGUUGUCGGUGUGACUUUCCUACUGUUCUUUGGCGUAUACUGGGCAGUGUCUGGUUGGAAUGACCACCUUGCCUUCUCUUAUACAGCCCUGGGCUUGUUGAGGCCCUCACCACACCUUGGCUUCUCAUAUUGGCUGAUACUCGGGUCCUGUCUCUGCUCUUUGGGAAAUGUAGCCCUUCUCUGGACGCGCAGUUACUUGCUUGAGCGAGAUCCACCACCACCUACCAUUAAGCUUGAGAACCAUUCAGAUGGAACUGUCUUCCUUUACUGAUGCGUUAAAAAUAAAAGCAAUUACAAUCUACAGGAAUAACACUUUUUGUUAAUUUUUAAAUGACAUCCAUUUUCCUCCUUAGAUGGACAUCUUUGAAAUAACACAUUUAAAUCGAUUUACUAUUUCACAUUAUUAACUUAUUAUUAUUCGUAGAGAAAAUUGUAUUUUAUUUUGAACUAUGUUAAAGUUAUGUAAGUAAAAGACCACUUCAUUAUUAUAAUAGUUAAUCUAAUCGCGCUUUGUAUUGAUUUACGAAUGUCACAUUCUUUUGUGAUUUUGUUGUUGUGAUCCCUGAUAUUUAAAUUUAAAUAAAAUCAUGAGUUUAAAGUUUUAAUUGAAAUACAAUUUAAGAUUACACAAGGAGCGACAAGUAACAAUAUCAAUUUUAUUAUAAUAUUGUACGGACAUAGCACACAUUCGUAAUUCAAAAAAAUAAAUCGCAUAUAUCUGCUGCGAUUUCCUAAUAAAUUUUAAGAUGUGCAAUUUUAAACCCUUUUUUAUAAUUAUCUUACAUAUACAGUUCAACAACGAUCAAAUUUAUUAUGUAAUAGAUUAUGAUGUUU